UUCAUUCCACCCAGAACAAUCGACGAAGUGAGACAGAGGGCGAUUUGGCGGGGAUCGUUUGCUUGCUCGCUGAUUCUGCUGCCGCUUUUUUCACUCCGAUCUUCUUAUUCUCUCGCUGGAUGGCUUCGUCUGCUUCUGGUAAGCAAAGAGAGGAGGUAGAGGAAAUUGAAGACUCUUUUAAAGGUGUUCACACGUUGGAAGUUCAAGUUUCCAAAUCUGUUGACAGCCAGACAUCCGACAUCUUUCAGAUUUCUAAUAAGUUCUUCCACUUGGUGGUGAAUAAUAAUAGAGUUGGGGUGUCUUCGUCAUCACACCUUUCCAUUUUUUUGGAGAAGGUGGAUGAGGACAAUCCAAAUGUCUCAGUUUUUGUAUCUUUUAGUGUUUCAAUUGGGAAAAGAAAGGUGCCUGUGAAGAAGAGUGUUAUGAAGAAGAAAAGUAGGAAAGGGGGUUCUAAUAAGUUCACACACGGUGAUUCUAGCAAUGUUUGUAAGCGUUUGCAGGGUCGUUUUUCAAAUUUCUCGAAGGCAUUCGGUUGGGGCGAUUUUAUAGAUAAAUCCAGAGUUUACGAUCCAUCUUCGGGAAUAUUAGUGGAUAAUAAACUCGUGUUAACCGUCAAUGUAACUAUGUUAAAUGAAGAUUUGUUGAGAGGUGAGAAUGCGAUAAGGGAUAUUGGUUUUCCGAUUGAGGAGAUUAAGAAAGGGGUGGACUGGAUGGGGGGUUGUGAGGUUUUACUGUGGACAAUGGAAAAUUUCUCAGAUUUCGUAGAUGUUUUAAAGAAAUACGAGAUGACCAGCCCGUGUUUCUUCUUGGAUGGGAGAAAAUUUUGGAUAGCCAUAUGUAUUCGACAUGGAGACGUCGGGUUAGAGCUUAAGUUUGAUGAUCCUGAUGGGCAUAUCAUGGCCGAACGGCUCAUACUCGAGUUUGGUUUGGGUGUGGUGCAUAUUGGGAAUGAUGAUCUUAGCAUCGCGGGGAAGAAAAAGCUUUGGAAUGCAAUGGAAGGGCCCCUUUGGGUGAUGAAGGCAUCAAUGCUGGAGGUAGAUGAGGGAUACGUUAUUGACGGGGCGGCUAUGAUUUUAUGUUGUAUUCGAGUUAAACAUUCUGCUGAGGUUUUGGAAUCUCAGGAUGGCUGUGAAUUACCACCACCUGACUUGGUCACUUUGGUUCCCGAGGAAUCAAAGGAAAACCCUGCAGAUUCUGUUGCUGAGGAUGCCGAUGCCGACGACGAUAAUGAUGUUGAUGACACGAAUGAUGCCGAUGAGGCUGCACAUGUUUUGGAAUCUCACUAUGGCUGUGAUGUUCCAUCUCGUGAUUUGGUAGAUCUACCACAGGAACAGUCCAAUGCUGGAUCUAAAAUAGAAGAUUUGAGAAAUAAGCUUGAAGAGGCCUCCAAUAGAAUUGUAGUGUUAGGUAUUGAGAUCAAUACCUUGAAGGAUCUCAGAAGUAGGGAAAAUAAACAGUUCGGUAUUGAGAUCAAUACCUUGAAGGAUCUCAGAAGCAGGGAAAAUAAACAGUUCGGUAUUGAGAUCAAAACCUUGAAGGAUCUCAGAAGUAGGGAAAAUAAACAGUUCAAGGACGCGCGCUUUCAAACAAAUGUAAAUCAUAAGAGUGCACUCGAACAAAUGGCAGCUAAAAUGGAAGCUGUUAACGUUGAAAUGAGGAAGUCAUAUGAAAAUGCAAGAGAGCAGGACAAACGAGCCUGCCAAGAAAAUGAAAAGCUACUGGAAGAGAAUAAAAAGCUAUGGGAAGAAAAUAAAAAGCUACAUCAAGGUUAACUCUUCUUUCUUUCCUUUAUUCCCUUCCAAGUUUGCUGAUGCUUGAAAUAAAUUAGUCAGAUGGAAAUUGGAAUUGCUUAUUUGUGUGUAAAACCACACUGAUUGAUGUGAUAUUAUAUGUACCA
Messenger RNA from Rhododendron vialii, 1897 nucleotides. RefSeq lists its product as uncharacterized. Gene Ontology annotation, molecular function: protein binding. Lineage: Eukaryota; Viridiplantae; Streptophyta; Magnoliopsida; Ericales; Ericaceae. The record is from RefSeq and is a predicted model, not a curated record. Bases 120 to 1772 code for a protein of 550 amino acids. The transcript has 9 exons.